Molecule: messenger RNA, 2403 nt
Organism: Manihot esculenta (cassava)
Lineage: Eukaryota; Viridiplantae; Streptophyta; Magnoliopsida; Malpighiales; Euphorbiaceae
Product: GTP-binding protein BRASSINAZOLE INSENSITIVE PALE GREEN 2, chloroplastic
Exons: 4
Coding region: 118-1794 (558 amino acids)
Biological process (GO): brassinosteroid mediated signaling pathway; chloroplast rRNA processing
Cellular component (GO): mitochondrion; chloroplast stroma
Molecular function (GO): GTP binding
Source: RefSeq, a predicted model, not a curated record
CAAGUAGGAAAUAGCCGAUCCUAUCGUUUCCAGCGAAACUGUUCGAACAAUUACGAUGCUUGAGCUGGUUUUCGUUUCCCUCAUUUAGCAAACCUUUUUUCUUAUUACAGAGAAUCAAUGGCAGUUUUGUUAUCUACAGGUGCUGCAACCAAGCUAAGCUCCAUUCUUCUCAACAAUAAUGGUAGCAGUCAAGAAGUCUCAUCAACUGCUCGGACUAAUUUCACAGGCUUCAGCAUAGAGACCAAGACACACUACAAGAGAUUAUCAUUUGUUAAUUUAGCUGUUAGGAAUCAGACAAGCGUUGAAUUAAAACAGGGAAAUCGUGCCAAAAUAGCACCAAGGAAAGGUGGUAGAGACUUAGUUUUGAGCGAGGGAAGAGAGGAUGAUGACAAGUACGGGCCUAUUUGCCCUGGUUGUGGGAUCUUUAUGCAAGAUAAGGACCCAAACCUUCCUGGGUAUUAUCAGAAAAGAAAAGUUAUCACUAAAGAAAUUGAAUUAGCAGAGGGUGACGAAGAAGAAAUUGAAGAUGAUUUUGUAGGGUUUGAGGAUGGAAUUGAAGGGGAAGACGAAGAGUUUGAGAAUAGAAUAGUAAGUAAUUCUGAAGGAAGUUAUGGGGACAAGGAUAAUUUGGAAGAUGAUGAAGAGUUUGAUUGGGAUUCUGAUGAAUUUGAAGCAAUUUUACAAAAUAAAGAUGAUAGUUUGGAUUUUGAUGGUUUUACUCCUGCAGGUGUUGGGUAUGGUAACAUCACCGAGGAGAUAAUAGAGAAAGAGAGGAAGAAAAAGGAAAAAGGGAAGGUGUCAAAAGCAGAGAAGAAGAGGAUGGCUAGGGAGGCCAAAAAGGACAAGGAUGACGUUACAGUGUGUGCUCGGUGUCAUUCUUUGAGGAAUUAUGGGCAGGUUAAGAACCAAACAGCUGAAAAUUUGAUUCCUGAUUUUGAUUUUGAUAGAUUUAUUGCAAAUAGAUUGAUAAAAUCAAGUGGUAGUGGCAGUGCUACUGUUGUUAUCAUGGUUGUUGAUUGUGUUGAUUUUGAUGGCUCGUUUCCUAGACGUGCAGCAAUGUCCUUGUUUAAGACAUUGGAAGGAGCCAAAAAUGACCCUAAGGCUAGCAAAAAGCUGCCUAAGCUUGUUCUUGCAGCUACAAAGGUUGAUCUUCUCCCAUCACAAAUUUCACCUACUAGAUUAGAUAGAUGGGUUAGGCAACGCGCUAGGGCUGGAGGAGCGCCUAAGCUUAGUGGAGUUUAUUUGGUUAGCGCUCGUAAGGACUUGGGUGUGAGGAAUUUGUUGUCAUUUGUCAAGGAGUUGGCUGGUCCUCGAGGGAGUGUAUGGGUUGUUGGGUCUCAAAAUGCUGGCAAGUCCACUCUAAUAAAUGCAUUUGCAAAGAAAGGAGGGGCCAAAAUAACGAAGCUCACUGAAGCUGCAGUUCCUGGAACAACACUUGGGAUUUUGAGAAUUGGAGGGAUUCUAUCUGCCAAGGCAAAGAUGUAUGACACUCCAGGGCUUCUGCAUCCAUAUUUAAUGUCCAUGCGAUUGAACAGAGACGAGCAAAAAAUGGUUGAAAUACGUAAGGAGCUACAACCUCGAACAUAUAGGAUGAAGGUUGGACAGGCUGUACAUGUUGGCGGCUUGCUGCGACUGGACCUUAAUCAAGCUUCUGUAGAAACAAUAUAUGUCACAGUUUUGGCAUCACCAAGUGUUUCUCUACACUUGGGGAAGAUAGAAAAUGCUGACGAUUUUUGGACAAACCAUGUUGGGGUUCGAUUACAGUCAGAGGUAUGCAAAACUUACCUUGAAUAAAGAAGACAAAGACUGUUAAGGAUGUCUUCAAAGGAAUAGAGCAAAAUGAGAAGGAAUGAGGCCUAAUUUUAGCGAUUAUUGAAGUUGGGGGUAAGUGAGAGAGAAUUUGGAGAUGUUUGAUGUGCUUACCUGGUUGCUUUCCAAGUAGGAAGCCAAUUGGAACUUUAUUCACAUUAUCAUAAAAUUUUUAGCAAAUGAUGACAUCUUCAUAUCAAACAGUAUGUAAUGAAAACAUGCAUCUUGUGUGCAUGAGUUGCUUGUUAUGUUGAAAAGCAUCGAGCAUUAUGACUCAUGUCAAAUGCAAUGAACUGACUAUCAGGUUCUUAGGAAAUAUUUAAAAUUCAGUUUGGCAUAUUGUUCCCUUAGCUGCUUUUAGAUAAUCACAUUCUGAAAUAUGUUAGUUGGGGGUGUUAAAAAUUGGUUUGAAGGCUAAAUUUAAUAUGUUUUAGAUAUGAGAAUCCCCAGAACAACUAAAAAAGCAGCUUUUUGGAAACCCAACCACAAUCCCAAAUGGAGCUGUAGUAGUUUCUGUCUAAAAACAGAAUGCAUGACUAAUUGAAUAAAUUUGACUUCAUAAGAAGGCUUCUUUUUGUAGUUCACAUAGGCACU